AUGGAUUCCAGAACACUUCGGCCUGUCUCUGUUCAAGAGUAUCAGCAACAGCAGCAGCUGAUGCUGCAGCGUCUGCAACUGCAGCACCAGGAACAGCAGCAGCAACAACAGCAACAGCAGCAGCAGCAGCCACAGACGCAGACGCAGCAUGCCUGUCUACCCUCUCACACUGCCCACCUGUGGUUGCAGCAGCAACCCAGAGGGGAUUCUACUGUAGAAACCUUCAACAGCAGCGAUUGGUGCAGCAGCAGCAGCAACGGCAGUGGCGGUUGCUGCACUGGCAGCUACAGCAGAGAUUGCAGCAGCGGCAGUGGAAAGUGGCAGAGACACACUGUUGCUGUUGCGACUUUAGAGAGCAUUCCUGCUGCUGCUGCCGGUGCUCGACGAUGUUUCGACCCCCGUGCUCAUGCUGCUGCCCGCUCAGCUGCACCACCAGCAGCAGCAGCUACUGCUGCAGCAACGGCAGCAGGGUUGCAAACAAAGAGGCCAGUAGGGGAACCCAUGUUCCAUAGGGGGGGCCUGCAGUUCACACGAGAGCAGCAGGGGCAACUGCAGCAGCUGCAGCAGCGGCAGCAGCGGCAGCUGUUGCAGCAGCAGCGCCGAAGCAGCAUCAGCUGCUGCACCUUCCAAGGCAAGCCUGUCUUUGUGCGCGUCUCUCAAGAGGCUCCAGCAUCAGUAGUAGCAGCAGCAGCAGCAGCUUCAGCAAACUCAGCAGCAGCAGCAGCACGUGGAACUGCAGCAGACAGAUGUAAGGGACAGCAAGUCACUAGCACGUCAACAGCACAAACAGCAGCAGGGAAAAGAGCAGCAGCAAAAAUUACAGCAGCAACCAGAACAGCAGCAGCACGGACAGCCGCAGCAACAACGGAAACAGCAGCAGCAAUUGACGGAGAACCGAAAGCACCAACAGCCACAUCGGCGGGACAGCCAGCAGCAGCAGCAGCAGAGCCUUCCAAACCAGCAGCAGCAAAUGCAAGAGCAACAAAGGCAGCACCCGCAAGAGCACCUGCAAGAACAGCAACAGCAGCAAGUGCAGUAGCAGCAAAAGCAGCUGCAUCUAGAGCAGCAGUGGCAAGAGCAGCACCACCAAAGGCUCCAGCAGCAAAAGCAGCCACCGAAAAAACAGCAGUAGCAACAGCGAGAGCAGCAACAACAAAGGCAGCAGCAGCAAAAGCAGCAACAACAAGGUCAGAAGCAACAACAACAGAAGCAACAACAACAGCAGCAGCAACAGCAACAGCAGCAAAGGCAGCAGCACCAGAAACAGCAGCAACCAGAGCAACAGCAGCGAGAGCAGCAUCGACGAAGGCUGCAGCAGCUAGACCACUAGCAGCCACAACAGCAGCCGUAAAAGCAACAGCAGCAAAAACAGCAGCAGCAAAAACAGCAGCAGCAAAGGCAGCAGCAGAAAAAGCAGCAGCAGCAAAAGCAACACCGUCAGCAGCAACAGCAGCAGCAACAGCAGCAGCAACAGCAGCAGCAACAGCAGCAGCAACAGCAGCAGCAGCAACAGCAGCAGCGGCAACAGCAGCAGCAGCAACAACAACCACAGCAGCAGGUGAUUGCUCUCUUGGCCAAUUGGAGCCGGCUGCAAAAGGAGACCAUGGCGACAGCAGCAGCAGCAACAACAACCACAGCAGCACAAACAGCAGCAGCAGCAGUAACAGCAACAGCAGCAGCAGCAGUAACAGCAACAGCAGCAGCAGCAACAGCAACGCAGGUGAAAUCAGUUCGGGGCUGCAAGAGGAACUGCUGGUGCAGGAAUCUGCUGCGCUGAAGAAAAGCUGCAGCAAUUUCAGCAGCAGCAGCAGCAGAAGCUUUUGCACCUUUGGGUUGCGUGGCAGCAGCCGCAGCACAUGCGACGAGACAGCCCCCUAUAGCAGCAGCAGCAGUUGCUGCUGCAGUAGCAGCAACUCUUGCUGCUGCGGAGACAGUCUCUUGUGGACAAGUGAUGAGGAAACAAAAGACAAUGUGCUGCAGCAGCAGCAGCACGACAAGCCAACGGAUGCAGCAGCAGAACAGCAACAGCAGCAGCAACAAAUGGAAGAGGCUGCAACGCAGCAAGAACAGCAGCGACAGCAGCAGCAGCAUAUGCAGCAGCACCAUCUGCAGGAUUCACUGCGUUCUGUUUGCAGAGACGAAGGUAUCGGCAGCAGCAGCAGCAGCAGAGGAGCCAGCCAUUGCACAUACACCAGCAACAAGAGCAGCAACAGCAGCAGCAGCAGCAAAAGCAGCACCAGCAAGAACAACAACAUCAGGCGCUUCAGGGGCAUCACUGAGCAGCAGGGAGAGCGGAGCCGCUGCUCGGCGUGCGAAAAGCAGCGAGAGGUACUGCAGCGGCAGCAGCAGCUGCUGCUGCAGCAGCAAGAGACGAUGGAGAAGCAGCAGCGCACCAUUCAGCUGCUGCAGCUGCGAUUAGCAGCUUUGGGGGUGUCUGUUGCAGCAGUAGAAACCUGCACACCUGCUGCAGCUGGUGAUAGCAGCAAAGCUCAGCAGCAGCAGCAGCACCAGCAUACAAUGCAGGAGAACAAUAGCAGCAGCAACAGUAGCAUAGGUUCUCCAGGAGGUCCGUGGCAGGGUGCGAACGGCUUGCAACAGUUGCUGCACCAGCAACAGCAGCAGCAACAGCAGCAGCAACAGCAGCAGCAACAGCAGCAGCAACAGCAGCAGCAGUGCCAGACACAGUACUUCAUUUUGACUAGCGGCAGCAACAGCCGCAACAGCAGCAGAAACAGCAGCAGGCAUGCUUCUGAAAGAAGUGUGUGCUGCAGCAGGGGUGACGCGUCUCCCCACAGCAGCGACAGCAAGAACAGCAGCAGCAGCAGCAGGAGUUACAGUUUGGCCAGCAGCAGAAGCAGCGCGCCUAAUAGGGGCACAAGCCGCAGCGUUAAUCCUCCCUACCCGGAGCAGCAGCAACUCCCUCAGCAGCUCCCACUGGUUGUAGGCUGUGGCGCAGCAGCAGCACCUGCAGCACCAACUGCAGCAGAGCCAGCAGCAGCAAGUGCAGCAACACAUGCAGGAACAUGUGCAGCAACAUAUGCACCACACAACGCAGCAGCAACUGCAGCAGCUGCAGUGCCUGCUGCUGCUGCUGCCGCCGCUCUCUCGGGAUAUCUUGAGGCACGCUCGCCUAGUGGCUAUCCUGGCUAUGCAUGCAACCCACUUGCAGCAGCAGCAGCAGCACGAGCAAUAAAAGCAGCAGCAGUAGCACCAGCACCAGCAGCAGCAGCACCAGCAGCAGCGGAAGAUACAGAAGCACAACAGCCUCCAGUAGCUCCUGGAGGUGUGCAUGCACCUGAUGCUUGCUGCCCCGGCAGUUCCCCACGAGAAGCAGCAGCAUCAACAACAGAAGCAGCAGCUGCUGCUGCUACUGCUACUGCUGCUGUCUUGCCGUGUGGCAACCUGCCCCGAAACAAUUUACCUGCUGCUGAAGCCUCCAGUGCAGCAGCAGCAGCCGAUUCAGAGACAGCAGCAGAAGCAGCUGCAACAGAAUCGGCAACAGGAGAUUCAGCAACAGCAGCAGAUUUAGCAGCAGCAGAUUCAGAAGCAGCGGAUUCAGCAGCAGCUGAUUCAGCAACAGCAGCAGGAUCACCAGCAGCUGAUUCAGCAACUGCAGCAGAACCAUCAGAACCAACACCAGCAGAACCAGCAGCAGCAGAACCAGUCACAAAAGAAUCCGCAGCAUUAGAAUUAGCAACAGCAGCAGCAACAAAUUCCGUAACAGCAGUAGAGGCGGAGGCAACCGCAGCAGCAGAAAUGGCAGGAGCAGCGGCAGAGCAAGCUGCUGCAGAAUCAACGGCAGCAGCAGAACCAGGGGCAGUAGCUGAGUUAACAGCAGCAACGGAAUUAGCAGCAGCAACAACAGAAUUAACAGCAGCAGCAGAAUUAUCAUCAGCUGCAGAAUUAUCAACAGCAGCAGCAACAGCAGCAACAGCAGCAGCAACAGCAGCAGCAGCAGAUCUAUCAGAAUUAGCAAUACCAACCGAACUAGCAGCAGCAGAAUCUGUAGUAACGGGACCAGCAGCAGCAGCAAAACAAACAGCAGCAGCAGCGGAUGCAGAAGAAGCGGCAGCACCACAAGAUGCAAAAGUAACAGAAGAAGCACCAGGAACAGAAGCGGCAGCAACAACAACAAAAGCAGCAGCAGCUGCUGCUGCACAUAUAGAAGCACCAGAAGGAGCAGCACCUGCAGCAGCACCUGCAGAACCACCUGCAGAACCACCUGCAGUACCACCUGCAGCACCACCUGCAGCAGCAUCUGGAGCAGCACCUGCAGUAAUACCUGCAGCAGUAACACCUGAAGCAGCACCACCACCAGCAGCCUCACCAGCAGCACCUGCGGCAGCAGCAUCUGCAGCAGCAGCAACUGCAGCAGCACCAGCAGUACCACCUCUACUAGCCUGUGUAGCAGCAGCAGCACAUGCAGCAGCACAUGCAGCAGCACUUGCAGCAGCACCAGCAAUACCACCUCUACCAGCCCAUGCAGCAGCAGCAGAACCAGCAGCAGCACCUGCAGCAGCACCUGCAGCAACACGGGCAGUACCACCUCUACCAGCCCUUGCAGCUGCAGUAGCACCUGCAGCAGCACAUGCUGCAGCAACAGCAGCAGGUGCGGCAGCAGACCAGUGGUUACAUCAUUGGCUGCAGCGGCCAAACCGCCAUGGCGCUCUUAGCGUUUCUGGCAGCUCACGAAACUCCUCGAAUAACGAUAGUGAAGUGGAGCAGCAGCAGCAGCAGCAGCAGAAGCAACAGCAACCGCAACAGCAACAGCAGCACCAACAGAAACAGAAGCCGAAGCUGCUGCUCCAGCUGGGAGACAGCAGCAACACGGAGGAAGCUGCUGCUCUCUUUUGCUUGUUUUCGCCAAGGAGAGAAUUGUUGCCCCCUGAGGCAAUGAGAAGGAAUUAUGUGCUGCAGCAGCAGCAGCAGCAGCAGCGACACUUCCAGUAG
Eimeria maxima is the source of this 4950-nucleotide messenger RNA. RefSeq lists its product as hypothetical. Gene Ontology annotation, molecular function: transcription coregulator activity. Gene Ontology annotation, biological process: regulation of transcription by RNA polymerase II. The coding region runs from base 1 to 4950 and encodes 1649 amino acids. Lineage: Eukaryota; Apicomplexa; Conoidasida; Eucoccidiorida; Eimeriidae. The transcript has a single exon. The record is from RefSeq and is a predicted model, not a curated record. Gene Ontology annotation, cellular component: nucleus; SWI/SNF complex.